CCGGACGACGACCCGUGAGCAGGUUGUCUCGCCGUGGUCGAGAUGGUGUUGAAGCCCACGCGUCUACCCCCCAACAAGAAGACGAUCGAGGAAGUGGUCCUCACUCGCAAGAUUACAACUGCCAACUCUGGUACAACAAGGCAAAUCCAAUCCCAGCAGCAGCCCCACCACCACCACCCCGACACAACUAGUACGCGACAGCCGCGCUUGGUCCAAUCUGCGGCAACCGCGACGACCUCUUCUCCAUCCCUCGUCCACGUCGAUGCGUUUCCACUGGACCGGCCACCACCACUGCUCACAACGCAUGACGUCCAGCACCUCCAAACGCACCUAAAUCGCCUCAACGAACGACUGCAGCACCUCGAAGCCACGAAUGCGCUGCACGAACCACUCCAGCACGACCUGGCUCAGGUGACCCUCAUCCAGCCACCAGUUCGACGCGAUGCCGACCCCAAACUCACUGCCAAGGUCACACACGCCGUGAAGGAAGUGCAUGCUGUAGUACAUCGACUGGACCGCGUCUUCUUUGACAUCACGUCGGCCGAGAACAAGCGCAGCCACGCCGCCACCGUCCUCGUCGCCGCUGUCCGCGGCCAUCUCGUCCGGAAGCGGUAUGCGGCUGCCAUGCAAUUCCUCGGCACGUGGCGGCUCCGACACGCCAAGACGUUCCUGGACUGCAUCGUGCGCUUCAGCAUGCGGACGUUCCGCGUCGACGUCGGCGUCGACGACAUGCUCGAGCGCGGACGCAUGCGGAAACUGCGCUUGUGUGUGGACGAGAUGCGAGACAUGACCAUGUUGAAGCGACCGGGGCGGCGCGCCCAGACUUUACAAGUGGACACCCGGUACAAUGCCAAGCGACGGGUGCUGCUGGAUGAAAUGUUUGGCAGCUGGAAAUCGGUGGCCAUCGGGCCUCGCUCUCGCAAACGGAUGGUCGAGGCGUACCGGUCGCGGCUGUUCAAAUGUCGCGCCUACUUAGAGUCGUUGCUCCGCUAUGACGUGAUUACGCCAGACAUGGUCAAAGCCGAGCUGCAAAAAGACUCGAUUCGAAGUAUCCGCAGCCAGUCAGUGUACCAUCGAUACCGCAUGUACUUUCGGCUAUGGGUGACAUACAUUUGGAAGCCCAUGAAGGUGAACGCUGCCAAAGCGCAUGCAUUUUGUCGGGAAAAGACCGUGCUCAAGGUCGGUGCGGCGUGGGUGGCCCACUUCCGGACGUUCCAACUCGAGCGGGAGUUGCAGAAAGUGAGCGACCGCCGGACGUUCGACAGGUUUCCGCAGUACUACAACAUCCGCCGCAUCGAUUUUCAUUACCACCGUACGAUGCAGCGCAAGCAUUUUAUCGCGUGGACCAGUCUCCAUCGACGGUGCAAACUCGUACAAAAACGGUUUGAAAAGGCCUCGCUGCGCAUGUUGUUGCAGCUGGUGCGGGCGUGGCGGCUUCGAGCUACCUACCAACAUCGGCUGCGCGACGCCACCGUCCGCGAGUGGAAUGCAUAUUGUGUUCGGGUGUUCAAGGUGCCAUUCCAAGCGUGGGUGCUGUACAUUCUCCAGCGGAAACAGCGCCAUGUUACCCAGGACAACCUCAUCCGUGCCUUCCACCGCCGUCAGCAUCGCCAUACGACGUAUUCAUUUUUCCGCAUUUGGAAGCACCAGACAUUGUUUGGGCACGUCGAGGGCAUCCACAGCCGCGUAACGCUGAUCCAAACCCUGGAGCAGCAAAAGGCGUACUGUUUGUCCUUGGAGGACAACGCCGUGGGGUACCAACGUGUGAUUGCUACGUUGGAAGCGUCGUUGGCCGACGAAAAGGGACGGCUGCAAGCUAAAGAGGCUGAACUCGAGGCACUGCACGCCCACACCCAAGCCACCCGGUUUGCCAUGCACAAUGCCGAGCAACAAGUCGCGCGCACUCAGAGUCUACUGAAUGCCGUGAGGGACAUCCACCCCGGAACCAUCCGCCGUAUCGAGCGCAUGUACUCGGACGAGUCGAUCCUGGCCGGCGAUUUAAAAGAUGUGAUCCACCUGCACAUUCUGCGGACGUCGGAAGCGCAACAGGCGGCGCUGGCCGCGUACGAGCAAAACGUACUACAAACACAUAUGCACGCAGACAACGCCGACGACCAACUGCUUCUACGACGUGUCAAGUGGGUGCUCAAUCGCCUAAGACUCAACUACGACACGGUUGCUGACAUGCUGCUGGCGACCCCCCAAGACGUCCAGGCACUGAGCUCGCAAAUGCACCAGCUGCACGCGCUGUACGAAUUCUUGCGCAGCGGGGACACGACGUCGCUAGUGGAGGAGAACAUUCCGCUCACCAAGGAAUUGCACGUGCUGGAGGCGUCGCUGGCAGUGCCAGGGGAAGACAGAGGGGGAAUGGUCUUGGAGAGUCCGGCGUUGUUGGCCACGGACGACCAGUGGAGCAAGUUCGUGCAGGACGUGGCCCAGAAGUUCCCCCCCAAGCGAUUUGUGCCCAUUCAAGACCGCCUCGUCAGCUACGCGUUGAACCGGGUCGAAGAAAAGCGACUGGCGCAAUGGGAAACCCAGAAACCCACGAUUUACAGCCGUGUGCAAGGGCAAGCCAAGGCAGCUGGGGGCGAUGGCAGUUGACAAUGUGCCUUGUACAGAGCGUGGGGUUCAUUGGGGGGGUCUCUGUAUGAGGGGAUUCCUUGUUCGCGACUUGUCAAUGUACUUGUAUAAAGGGUUCCAAUCAACUAUCGACAGUAGUUGUUGACAUCAUUAGUGUCGAUAUACAGCUGAAAGUGUCGACAAUAAUGGUGUAGUCGAUAAUUAGUUGGCUAUGAACUAUCGUGC
Messenger RNA from Aphanomyces astaci, 2805 nucleotides. RefSeq lists its product as hypothetical. The record is from RefSeq and is a predicted model, not a curated record. The transcript has 9 exons. Gene Ontology annotation, molecular function: protein binding. Lineage: Eukaryota; Oomycota; Saprolegniomycetes; Saprolegniales; Verrucalvaceae. The coding region runs from base 43 to 2601 and encodes 852 amino acids.